Osmerus eperlanus (European smelt) is the source of this 4283-nucleotide messenger RNA. RefSeq names its product poly(rC)-binding protein 3-like. Gene Ontology annotation, biological process: regulation of gene expression; regulation of RNA metabolic process. Gene Ontology annotation, cellular component: cytoplasm; nucleus. The transcript is spliced from 13 exons. Bases 378 to 1442 code for a protein of 354 amino acids. NCBI's taxonomy places the organism in Eukaryota, Metazoa, Chordata, Actinopteri, Osmeriformes, Osmeridae. The record is from RefSeq and is a predicted model, not a curated record. Gene Ontology annotation, molecular function: mRNA binding.
CUUGCAUAUCUGCACCCUUCCUGUUGGGAUGUCACAACCAAAUCAUAUACAGUAUAGUUGGUCUAGGACGCCAGGCGUAUUCGUUUCCUCGUAGAAUUCGGAGAAGUGACGGAAUCCACGUGUCGCCCAUGUGACCUGGUCUCGCUGUCCAAUCAAGUUCCAUGAUUCAACCUGGGUAGAGCCAAAGACGAAAAAUCAUUUUCUCUCUGUGCAGUUUUUUUUUAUUGUCAUCUUUUGCAAAACGUCGAAAGUAGUCGCCAUCUGUUUGAAGCAGCGCAAAGGUGACUGGUUGGCUGGCUGCUCCAUCACACUUUCAUUGGCCCUGGGACGCUCCUCUUUCACACAACCAAACCCCUUCCUUCACUUCUAAUCCCGACAUGGAACCCACCAAAGUCCAGUCAGAAGGCGGCUUGAACGUCACCCUCACCAUCAGGCUUCUGAUGCACGGCAAGGAGGUGGGCAGCAUUAUUGGCAAGAAAGGAGAGACGGUGAAGAAGAUGCGUGAGGAGGUCCUCCAGAGUGGCGCCCGUAUCAACAUUUCUGAGGGUAACUGUCCAGAGAGGAUAGUCACUAUCACCGGACCCACAGACGCCAUCUUCAAGGCCUUCGCCAUGAUAGCCUACAAGUUUGAAGAGGAUAUCAUAAACUCCAUGAGCAACAGCCCAGCCACCAGCAAGCCCCCGGUCACCCUGCGUCUGGUUGUGCCGGCCAGCCAGUGUGGCUCUCUCAUAGGCAAGGGGGGCUCCAAAAUCAAAGAGAUGCGGGAGUCCACCGGCUCCCAGGUGCAGGUGGCAGGGGACAUGCUGCCCAACUCCACAGAACGAGCAGUCACCAUCUCUGGUGCCCCGGAGGCCAUCAUCCAGUGUGUGAAGCAGAUCUGUGUGGUGAUGCUGGAGUCCCCACCUAAAGGUGCCACUAUCCCCUACCGUCCCAAGCCUGCCUCCACCCCGGUCCUCUUUUCAGGUGGCCAGGUAAGAGCGGACCCCCUGGGGGCCUCGGGAGCCAACCUCAGCCUCUUACUGCAGCACCAGCCACUGCCUGCCUACACCAUCCAGGGACAGUAUGCCAUCCCGCAUCCAGAUCAGUUGACCAAGCUCCACCAGUUGGCUAUGCAGCAAACCCCCUUUACCCCCCUUGGACAGACCACCCCUGCCUUCCCCGCAGGUCUGGAUGCCAGUAACCAGGCCAGUACUCAUGAACUCACCAUUCCCAAUGAUCUAAUAGGCUGCAUAAUCGGGCGCCAGGGAACCAAAAUCAACGAGAUCCGUCAGAUGUCUGGGGCACAGAUCAAAAUUGCUAAUGCCAUGGAAGGGUCAUCAGAACGCCAGAUCACCAUUACCGGAACCCCUGCCAACAUCAGCCUGGCUCAGUACCUCAUCAAUGCCAGGUUCAGAGAUGUGGCAGCCAUGUGGAAUGACCCCUCCUCCAUGACCACAUCCUGAGAACCUGACUGGCUGAAAACCCUCCAUCACAUGACCACGGCAGAUAUGAUGACCCGCACCUCACGACCCUGACCACGCCCACUGGACUCUGGGGCCCCGUCUCAAUACUCUAGGAAAUGCAUCCUACCUUUCUCACUUCCGCACACCCUCACUUCCUCCCUUUCUGCAUUUUGAAGAGUAUUCCAACGGGGUCUGGAUGAGACUGAUAAAACCUGGAUUGCCCUUUGAUCUCCCUGUCCCUCUCGCCUAAAGCUGAAGGGCUCAAGGAGAGGGGGGGGACAACAUUUUCAGAGGACAGAAUAAAAUGUCUUUGUUGAUUAUUUAGAUUUUUCUUUUGUUUUCUAGAAAUGAUGUUGAAGCAUGUUGAAUGUUUAAUAGGAUAAAGUUGUGUUAUUCUUCUAUUCUGUCUCGCUUCUCUCUCUUCAUCUAUCUCGCUAUCUCUUUCUGUUUCUAACUUUCUCUGUUAGUGCUGCGUCAUUGGAUUUCAGAAUCCACCUACCUUCCCCCCCAAAAAAACGCUAAAACUGUAAAAGUCAGAAAAAAACUUUUUCAUUACAUUUUCUAGCUGCUCAGUGAUGCCAUCGGCAGAAUGUGUGGUGGGAUGUAGCCAAAUUAUCAACUUUUGAUGAUACUUUGAGCUAUUUAGAAAAGAGAUAUUUUUAAAAAGCAGAAUGGUUCUAUUUCCACCCCGUUUCAGAUAUUUGUCUACCUUCAAAUCCAAUCUCUACCCAAAAGUCUUUGCUGCAUCACAUGACCCUUUUGAGCCAAUGGUAUCACUCCUAGACCCCCCUUUACAAUGUUUAUUUCCUCUAUUUGACAUGCUUACUUCUUCUGCAUGUGUUCUGUACAGUGCUUCUGUAGUUUUAGAGUGUACCAGUUCAGUGUGUGAAUAUUCCUGCUCGUUGUGGUUUGUCUCUUUGUGCUGCUCCAGAUCCUCUCCGCCAAGCAUUUGCAUCCAAUUUUUGUUUUGCCAUUCACGUCUAGUCCUCCUCUUACCCCACAAUGAAAAGCUUCCCUACACAGCCUUUAAAUAAUCCCCCUUAUAUAAGCAGAAUUUACUGCUGCAUGAAUGGAAAUUAGUGACAUCAAAUAAUAAUCAGUGGCAAAAAACUGUAUCCAUGACUGGACACUAAAAAUGAUUGUUUACUUGAUAUAUAUCUUUUACUGUUUCUAACUAAGACUAGUGUGGUGUUACCACACUUGUCCGCUACGCGACACUCAUGCAAUAUACCUAUUUCCCACUUCCUGAUUAUACUAAAGACUGCCUCUGAAGCGGGAGGAGUUAGUUUGGCCUAAAGCUAGUGCUGUGUCCAAAUUCUCUUCAAUGGCUCCCUUCCUCUGUCUGUGGGACUGCAGCUUAGCAGGCAAGAAGGAGAGGAUGCAAUGGAAGGAAACGGGAAGGAAGCAAGUGAUUAGGACAAGGCCUGUAUGUUGUUUGGGCCGAGGAAUGUUUUGGGGUUCGUGGGGUUGGAACCCAUGGGGUACUGGGCGGGACUUGACCACUCAGUCUCUUUUUCACGAUUGUUCAUCUUCAUUUUAUUUUCUCUCAUAUGGUUUACUUGUUUUAAGACGCUUUAGGUUUGUUUGAAUGUCUUAUUAUAUUUUUCAUGGAUUAAACAUCUGCUACUUAAUACUUGUUUUGCUCAAAAACAGAUUAGUCAUUUUGCUCGUUUUAAAAUAAAAGCUAUUUAUUAAGUGUUACAUAAUGUUGCAUUAUGACUUGCAUUUGUUUGCUUCAUGAUGAAUCAAGCUUGAUUUGUUUUGUCUGUAGUUUAUUUGAUUUCAUGGGUAAGUGUGGGCAAUAUUUGUUGCAUUGUUUAUAAAUCUAGUUUAAUCAUACUUCCUGUCUCUUAUUGGUAAGGCUGCUGAGAAGGGACUUGUGGGUAGUGUUUUACGCCUCCAGCUCAGUCUUGACGGAUGGCUGCUGAAUGUUACCCUCCUAACACAGGUCAAUCACUUACGGUCCAACGGCUUUCAAACAGUCAACACAGAAAUGUGUUGAUUAGGGUUCUAUGACAAUGUUUCAACUGAUUUAUUUUGUUCAUGUCUGCUUGGUUUUUGAGUUUCUCUAAUGCUAAGCUUACAUUUUAAGCGCUUUGAUCAUUUUAAACGUGAUAUGUAUAUUGACCAAAUGCUGUAUGUACCGAGCGAUUCAUAGUAAACCAUUAUUCUGCAAUAAUUCUUACAUUUUCAUGUAAACUGAAGUAGUAAUUCUAGUAUUGAUAUUCUUAUGGGUUUGUGUAUUACACGUUUCAUUAUAAAAGUUGUCAUAGGUUGUACUUCAAUGGAAUGUUCGUCAUAUAAAAAGUUACAUUUAUUUUCAUUUGGCAAGCUUGCAUUUUAGAACUGGUCAUCUCUUUAUCGGGAAUUCUGUUCAUAUACAACAACAUUGAGAUAGUGAGUUUUUUAAACGGUGACAUUCAGUGUAAUUUCCACAACUUUAAUAUUCAUUGAGAUAGUGUAUUGAAACUGUCUUUACUGAUGUGGCUAUGCUUAAUCACAAACACAUCCACUCAAACUAAGUCAUAAUGAAAAUCACGCAAUAAUAAGUGACAUGUGCAAUUAUUUAUUCAUUCAUUUCAUUUUCUGUGAGUGUAAAGCAUGAGGGGAUUUCUGUGCUGCGACAGCAACAGGUACUGAAGAAAAGACUGAAAAAUGUUUUGCUUUGCUGUAUAUUUUGUUGUAUUUUGGGGGCAAUGUAACAAAGCUUGUCAUAUAUUUUCAGUUGGAUUAUUUGCAAUGUGCAAAUCUAUAUUAGUUGUAAGUAAUAUAUAAUUACUUAGGUUUUACUUUAAAAAGUGUUGGUAAGUAUGAAAACAAAUAAAGCUUUUUUCUCUCUGA